AUGUUGUGGCUUCAGUCUGGCACAGAGGAAGAAGAAGAGAGGAUCACUCUACUGCAGCUAGAAAUCAGCAUCAUCUCCACAAUGAAGACUUUGCCAGUGAUUGUGAUUGUUUGUGUGGUGAUGACUCUGAUUGGAGCUGAUGCAAAGAUCAUCAAGAGGUGCACACAUUGUCCUGGUUGGUCUGAGUACAAUGGACGCUGUUUCAUCUUCAUUCCUACCCCCAUGACUUGGGCUAGAGCUGAGAGAAACUGUCAGUCCCUGGGUGGAAACCUUGCAUCGGUUCAUGAUGUCUUUGAGUACCAAGCGAUCCAGAAGGUGAUAUGGAGUAGCACUCAUGCGUAUCCAGAAACAUGGAUUGGAGGCAGUGAUGCCGAAGAGGAUGGUUUAUGGCUGUGGAGUGAUGGGACGCCUUUCCACUAUUCAAACUGGUGUGAUGGAGAGCCCAAUAACUACCAGGGUCCACAGAACUGCAUAAAAAUCAAUUUUCGAGCAUCCAAGUGCUGGGAUGAUUUGAAGUGUGUUGAACCCCGUCCAUCUGUCUGCUCCAAGAAAAUACAAUGA
Mugil cephalus (flathead mullet) is the source of this 561-nucleotide messenger RNA. RefSeq names its product ladderlectin-like. Gene Ontology annotation, molecular function: signaling receptor activity. The record is from RefSeq and is a predicted model, not a curated record. Bases 1 to 561 code for a protein of 186 amino acids. The transcript has 6 exons. NCBI's taxonomy places the organism in Eukaryota, Metazoa, Chordata, Actinopteri, Mugiliformes, Mugilidae.